GAUCUCAUUGCCUCGUUUUAUUUCCUACGUGUGAAGCCGUGGUGAAGAGUGGUGGAGUGUGGAGGAAUGCAAGCCAAAAUGCAGACUCGUGUCAGAUGUAAUGGGAGGAUUUUCCUGGCUGUUUGUAUAAUCCUCUUUAUGGGAUACACAGCACAAGGUGUUCCAGUGCAGAAAGCAAGAUUCCAGAGGGUAAAAUGCAGACCUGACAUCUUGUCUGCUAACUGCAUUGAAGAAAAAGGACCGUUGUUUGAAAUUUCUGAAGGUGGAGCUAACAGAAUCCUCCCUCCAAAGGCUGAUCCAUUUCUGAUGAAGCGCUUUCAGGAGCAACCUGAUAUUUUCUCACUUUCUGGUGAGGAAUCUGGAUCUGGGGCUGACGACAUACCUGAAACAGAAUCAGAAUCUGGGUCAGGAAUUAAUUACAAUGUUGAGUAUCCUAACUUGUCAUCUUCUGGCUUGGUGCAAAAAGAGGAGUUGAAGCAGGAACUAACAAAUGAAGAUUUAAUGCUGUAAGAAAGAAGACUUUAUCUCUAUCAUGAUGAUUAUUUACAGCACUUCUUCUAUGUUGUAUAACUAAGUGAUUAGUCUUAGGACAAACAGUUUUAUAAAAAUUAUAAUCCAACAAAAGUGCCUUAUAAUCUUUAUUGCUUUUCUUUGCUAAAAAAAUCUUUGUUAAAUGUGACCUUACCUACAUUUAUAUGUGCAUUUUAUAUCUAAGCUUGGGAUAUUUCUGAAAUCAUGGGAAGAUGGAAUCUAAAAGAUCCAUGAUAGUCUUGCUUGAGACAAAUACUAGUAUAGAAAAGAAAAUGACUGGAAAAUAUUAGGUAUGUGUAUUCAAGCAGCAAUCCAGGAGUCACAGACAUACAAAGUAAUGUAACUAAAAGUAAACUUCCCCAAACUUUUUCUUGGCCCCCCCGAUAAUUUUCUGUAUAAAGUACCAGUAAGCUUAUUUGUGAAAUUAAUUGUUUGCUAUUAUAAAAUGUAUUCCAUAUUACACAAUAACUAAUACAAUGUUACUUUAAUUAUUGGACUUUUUAUAACCCCCAGUGGGCCUCAAUACAAUAUAUAAUAUAAUUUUGACUGUUCCUGUUAGUAUAAAUGACAUGAUCAUGUAGGUCCAAGAAUCAUGACCCCUUCUACAUUCUUUCUGUGUGACUAUUAUUAAAAGUGGUUAAAGAACAACUGCACUUGUUAUAUUUUAAAUUUCUGGCUGAAUAUUUUUCCUUAUAUUUGCAUCUACUCAGUUGUAAUACUAUUAAAAUUUUAACGUAACCAAA
This is a messenger RNA of Chrysemys picta bellii (western painted turtle), 1274 nucleotides long. It is a transcript of the gene SRGN, whose product is annotated as serglycin. NCBI's taxonomy places the organism in Eukaryota, Metazoa, Chordata, Testudines, Emydidae. The record is from RefSeq and is a predicted model, not a curated record.